AUGGCCACCCUGCAAUCGAAACCCACAGAAGAGGGAGUGAAGGCGGCUGUUGAUGAAACACUAGCAUCGCUGCAAGCACCCCUGCGUGAACUCAAUCAUACGACAGCGUAUGAAGAACAUCAUGCGCAUAAUGCCAUCUGCGACUUCCUUGGAAAGCAAGGCUUCAUCGUCACUCGCCACGCCUACGGACUAGAUACCUCCUUUCAGACCACCAGCGGAUCUGGAGGGCGACUAAUCAACUCCAAUGCUGAAUACGAUGCCUUGCCCGAGAUUGCACAUGCAUGUGGCCACAACCUUAUCACUACUAGCAUUGUCGCAGCCUUUCUUGCCCUUUCCGCUGUGCUGAAACAGUAUGGCCUUCCGGGGCGGACUCAGCUGCUGGGUAACCCAGCAGAGGAAAACGGCGGGGGCAAGGCCAAACUGAUUGACGCAGGAGCUUAUCAAGAUGUGGAUGUGUCUUUGAUGGCGCACGAAUUUAUCUUUCACGCAGGUCCCCGAGAGCUCUUCCCAGGUGUCUUAUCGGAUGGCGUUGGAGGUGUCCGGAUGAAUGCGCGCAAGGAGAUCCAUUGCACUUUCCGGGGUAAGAGCGCCCAUGCGGGAGGUAAUCCCUGGGAGGGCAUCAACGCACUAGAUGCUUUGGUGGCCUCGUAUAACAAUGUGGCUGUUCUACGCCAACAGAUGUUUCCAGAUGAGCGGGUACAUGUUGCCUUCUUGGAUACACCAAAGUGGCAAGUCCGAAGUCCGACCCUAAGAGGACCGAAUGUCUUGAUGAGCAAAGUGCGGAACUGCAUUGAGGCCGGCGCAAUGGCUAAUGGAUGUGAAGUUGAGGCUGACACUGGUAGAAAUGAACUUUACACGGACAUUAAGAUCAACGACACUCUGUGCGAGCGGUAUCAGGCACACAUGGGCCGCUAUGGACGAAAUGUGUUGACACAGCACGAAAAGGUCUUGACAGGAUCAUCGGAUAUCGGAAAUGUCAGUUAUCUUGUACCAACGCUUCACACGAUGCUCGGAAUUACAAACGAAAAGGGCUCGUUCCCCUAUCACCCCAGCUUUGCCGCUGCGGCAGGGACUGACAGCGCUCAUGAAGAGGCUGUGAUUGUGGGCAAAUCGCUGGCAUUGAUCGGAUGGGAUAUGCUGACAGACGAUGGACUAUUUGAGGCGGCGCGGCGACAGUGGCAGCAGGCUGUGGAGUAGAGAUGUUACUCAAGUGUAGUGGCUGUCAGUACAGUCAUGAAAGAUCACCACCUUUUUAGUGAACCAUAUCGAUGGUAGGCUAGAAGAAGCAUUGUCCCUGAGAGACAGCGAUGAUGCAAUUAGGGCAUGACAGGUGAAACACCCGAAAGGUUAUAAGUGAUCGGUAGAGACAGGCGGGAUUCGGCCUUUUUCCGGGCUGGGUUGCGGGGAGGAAUGAAGGGGUGAAGAUGUUUUCUUCCAUGGAACCUUUUCUUCAACCCCCCGACCAGAUUUUCCACUGUUACCUCAUACUUUCAGUCUUCUUCUUGGUCGGGUUCGAGGAGGGAGCUCCCGCUGACUAAGCCUUCUUCCCCGGUUUCGCUUCUUCAAUUUUUUCCUGGUCAUUCCGGCUUGACUUUCUUUUCUGCGCCAACCGAUCGGAAAAUAACAGGAACAAGUUAUCGUUUUCCGAUCUCCUUUGCUGGGCUUCUUUUCAUAU
Messenger RNA from Aspergillus homomorphus CBS 101889, 1675 nucleotides. Its product is annotated as M20 family metallopeptidase. The coding region runs from base 1 to 1197 and encodes 398 amino acids. The transcript has 6 exons. NCBI's taxonomy places the organism in Eukaryota, Fungi, Ascomycota, Eurotiomycetes, Eurotiales, Aspergillaceae. Gene Ontology annotation, molecular function: dipeptidase activity. The record is from RefSeq and is a predicted model, not a curated record.